Molecule: messenger RNA, 174 nt
Organism: Fonsecaea erecta
Lineage: Eukaryota; Fungi; Ascomycota; Eurotiomycetes; Chaetothyriales; Herpotrichiellaceae
Product: ribosomal protein L33
Exons: 2
Coding region: 1-174 (57 amino acids)
Biological process (GO): translation
Cellular component (GO): ribosome; mitochondrion
Molecular function (GO): structural constituent of ribosome
Source: RefSeq, a predicted model, not a curated record
AUGGCUAAAAAGCCCAAAUCCCGCACCGUCGCCGUCCGCCUGAUCUCCAUGGCCCUGACGGGCUACUACCGCACGAUGGUUCGCCCCCGCACGUCCCGGCCGCUGAGUAUGAUGAAGUACGACCCCGUGGUCAAGCGGCAGGUGCUGUUUCUGGAGCAGAAGCGGGGGAAAUAA